Hippocampus comes (tiger tail seahorse) is the source of this 5292-nucleotide messenger RNA. RefSeq names its product bone morphogenetic protein receptor type-2. Lineage: Eukaryota; Metazoa; Chordata; Actinopteri; Syngnathiformes; Syngnathidae. Gene Ontology annotation, molecular function: ATP binding; transforming growth factor beta receptor activity. Gene Ontology annotation, biological process: vasculature development; cellular response to growth factor stimulus; BMP signaling pathway. Gene Ontology annotation, cellular component: plasma membrane; signaling receptor complex. The record is from RefSeq and is a predicted model, not a curated record.
ACCCGCCCGCUUGCAAGCUCCCGAGUGCUUUUUUUUUCUCUCUCUCGUGUGCGGAAAGGCGGAAAAGUCACUGCGUUUGGAAGCAUUCCUCUCUUUAAGACCGAGAAAUAAGCUGGGACGCCGAAGGGGAGGACGAACUCGCUAGCAGUUGGCUAACGUCGGCGAGCUUCCAUAGCGUUUAGCCAUCUAGCCAAGCUAAUUGGCUAACGUGUAAUUACAUGGGAACGUCCUGUUUGUAGAGUCGAUGUACACCCGAGAAUGGUGUAUGGAUAAUUCCGUGGAGUAUGUGUCGUUUUAAGCGACAUUUUUCGUCUUUAGCCAAGUUUUUUCAGCGGGAGACUGGCGUCCAGUGGAUAGCAUGUCAGCUUGUAGAGAUGGCUUGUUUCUGCAAUCGCGCUUUAUAUACGCCAAACAACUUCAUCGCAUAGGUUUCAUGCGGGAAUCAAUCACUGGACGGCGUUAACUUGUUUUACUCCCUCUUGACGGUACAGCGAGCACCAAAUGUAUAGCUUUGUGCCAGGAGGAGCAUUUCGACUAAUUGUGCUGAACCGAGGACCGAGGCAAGAAACAUUUAUGUGGUAACUGCAAAAAAAAAAAGGCGAGGACCCGAAAGUACAUCAAGUGUGUGGAUUAGCUCCAAGUGAAAGACCAAAGUCGAUCUAUACGAUCAUGCCCGUGGGCCGAACUACAACCAUGCAGUGUCUUGCAAAAUUCGGCUUUUGCCUGGCUCUUCUCCUUACUCCAGUGGCUGCGGCACAGGGCGAAGAGCGAGAGUGUGCCUUCACAGACCAGGAGCAGCAAUCGGAGGUGGAGCGAGUGGUCGGGGGCGAGGGCCGAGUCUCGCCGGAGAAUACCACCAUCCGAUGUGCCAAGGGCAGCAACUGCUUCGGCUUGUGGGAGAAAAGUUCACCAGGCGAAUUCCGUCUGGUCAAACAAGGUUGUUGGACCUACCCUAGCGACUACCAAAAAUGUCGCGAUGACCGCUGCGUGGUGAAAAACCUGUCGUCUCAGACCCAGAACGGGACGUACCACUUCUGCUGUUGCGGAAGUGACAUGUGCAAUGUCAACUUCACAGAGGACUUCUCACCUCCCAGCCCCGCCACUGCACAGCCCAUCUACCCUCACACUCUGCGCUAUGAAGAGACAAUAAUCAUCGCCCUGGCAACCAUCUCUGUGCUGGCCGUCGUCGCGGUAGCUGCUUUCUUUGGUUACCGCAUGAUGCGUGGGGACAGUAAGCAAGGUCUUCACAAUCUGAACAUGAUGGAAGCCGCUGGCUCCGAGAGCUCUUUGGACCUGGAUAAUCUCAAACUGCUCGAGCUAAUUGGCCGGGGUCGAUACGGCGCCGUCUAUUGCGGCUCCCUCGACGAACGACCUGUCGCCGUCAAGGUUUUCACCGCCAACAACCGCCAGAACUUCCUCAAUGAAUGCUCGAUCUACCGGCUAACCCCAUUACUACCCACAUGUUAGUUGAAGUGACUCCUUUUGGCAAUUGGUGCAACAUGCGCAUCCAAUGUUCCUUAUUUUCCACACUUUAAGGGCUCUCUGAGCCGCUACCUGAGCGUUCAGACCAACGACUGGGUCAACAGCUGUCGGCUUGCUCAUUCUGUCACUCGGGGAUUGGCGUACCUGCACACUGAACUCUUCAAAGGAGACAUGUACAAGCCAGCGGUCUCCCACAGGGACCUGAACAGUCGGAAUAUUCUCGUCAAGGCCGAUGGCACUUGUGUCAUCAUCGAUUUCGGCCUGUCCAUGAAGCUGACGGGCAACAGGCCGGCGCGCCACGGGGAGGAGGAAAACGCUGCUAUCAGUGAGGUGGGCACCAUCCGCUACAUGGCGCCAGAGGUGUUGGAAGGAGCCGUGAAUCUGAGGGACUGUGAGUCGGCGCUGAAACAGGUGGACAUGUAUGCUCUGGGCCUGGUCUACUGGGAGACCUUCAUGAGAUGUACCGACCUUUUCCCCGGCGAAUCCGUGCCAGAGUACCAGAUGGCCUUCCAGGCGGAGGCCGGCAACCACCCGACGUUCGAGGACAUGCAAGUGCUGGUGUCGAGGGAGAAACAGCGGCCCAAAUUCCCAGAGGCCUGGAAAGAGAACAGCUUGGCGGUUCGCUCUCUAAAGGAGACGAUGGAGGACUGCUGGGACCAGGACGCGGAGGCCCGCCUGACGGCCCAGUGCGCCGAGGAACGGCAGGCCGAGCUGCUCCUCAUUUGGGACCGCUCCAAAUCGGUCAGCCCCACGCUCAACCCCAUGUCGACCACUCUGCACAACGAGAGAAACCGGGUGACCCCCAAGUCCGGCCCGUACGCUGACCAUUCCUCCACUUACAUCGAAGAGCACGAGGGCAUGGCCAAAAACGCGCAGUCCGAUACCACCAGCUCCGCAGGUGGCCGAUUGGGGGGCGGGACUGGAGAGAGGAACAGGAACUCCAUCAACCAAGAGCGGCAGCAGCAAGCCAACGCCCGGAUGCCCAGCCCGGAGGGGAGCAGCACCAGCGGGGCUUGCUUGGGUCUCAGAGGGAGCCCCUCGGCCUCGACCACAACCACCACGAUCAUUUCGGAGUCCGAGGGGCCAAUGGGCAGCGCCACGGUGCCCGUCUGCCUCCACCUGACCCAAGAAGACCUGGAGACCACCAAGCUGGACCCCAAAGAGGUGGACAAGAACCUGAAAGAGAGCUCAGACGAGAACCUGAUGGAACACUCGCAAAAGCAGUUCUGCUCGCCAGACCCGCUGAGCCCCGGGAGCUCCAGCUUGCUGUACCCCCUCAUCAAGAUGGCGAGCGAAGCCUCGGGCGCCUCCGAACCGGCCCCCUCCAUUCCCGCCGCCGUCUUUCCUCUGCCCAAGCAGCAGAACCUGCCCAAAAGGCCGUCGAGCUUGUCCCUGCGCAGCAAGCCGGCCAAGAAGGAGUCGUCGUCCUCUUCGCUCAGGUUCAAGUUCGGACGAUCGGGGAAGUCCAACCUGCGGCAGGUGGAGGGAACCAAGAUUAACGGCGGCGCGGUAACGGGCCCGAACGCGGACGCGGGAGCUCACCGAGGCGCGGGUAUCAACAACAUACCGGCCCUACGAGAGGCGCACGCCAACGGCGGCAUCGACGGCCCCGCCAACGGUCACAAUCGGAACGGAAACGGAGCGUUGCGGUCCGACGACGGUCGCCUCAGCCUCGGCGUCAUCACGGCCAGCCCGGACGAACACGAGCCGCUGCUGAGCCGCGAGCCGCCGGAUCCCGGCGACGCGUCUACGGGCGUGGCCGCGCUGCGCUCGGCCCGACCCAACACCAACAACAACAACAGCAACACGGGCCGCGGCCGGGGCGACGGCGAGAGCGGAGGCGAGAGCGAAGGAGGCGGCGACGAGGAUACGGGUACGGAAGGAGGAAGCGGGGCUCCGACGGGGCCGCCGGGAGAAAGCGCCGGUGCCUCGCACUCUUCGGUGACGGUCACCAUGCGAGACGAGUCCCUGCUCAGGCAGCCCCGAGUCCGCAGACCAGAGAGACCAAACUCCUUGGACCUGUCCUUCACCACACAAGACUUGGCCUCAUUCGGCGACAGCUUGGGGCACCCAGACAGCGAUUUGGGCACCGGCGAUAAGAUCAAGAAACGAGUCAAGACGCCGUAUUCGUUGAAGAAAUGGCGGCCGACCACGUGGGUCAUCUCAACAGAUGCCAGGGGGCUCGAGGUCAACAACAACAACAACAGCGGGUCAGGCCGGGGCCAAGGCCGCAGCCACAACCGGCCCAAGUCCACUUCGGCCAUCUACCUGCGGGGCGGAGACUUGGUCGGCGAGCGCGGCGACACGCAUGUGUGAGCAUCCCCGCAUAAGAACUCAAUUAACCCACUGAGCUGUUUUUUUUGUUUGUUUUGUUUUGUUUUUUUUGGGGUGGGGGCUCAGCUCAGAAUCAGCAAGAGGAAGCUACGGGGAAUCGUGGCCUAAGAGUCGAGUCCGAUGUACAGUCCACUAAUUAAGGUCUCCCUGCUGUCUGUCUUUUCCGAUGACGUAAUUUGCUUUCGAUGCAAUCCAAGCUAUGCAGCGUUCUCUCCCGCUCGUCCAUUUCUUAUUCGCUGUCCCUUUAUGUUCGCCUCCCCCAUAAAGCAUCCACGUGUUAAUUGUUUGGGGUUUUUUUUUUUUUCUACGUGCACUUUGAGCCGAUGAGAUCGGCAUUUGGUCCCGCCCUGCCCGUCGUGACCGCGGCGCCGCAGGGAUUUCAAUCAUGCGCUCUUGUUUGUUUUCAUUCAAGCACACGGCCCCGUUGAAAAGAAGAAACGGUCUUUAAAGAUAGAACAAACAAACUUUUUCUUUGAUUUUUGUAUGCAAGAACUGUCGUCGUGGACUAUCCAUGUUUUGUAUCAUCACCUGAGUUUUAAUUGUGCAAUAGGAUGUAGCUUUCAGAUGCUUUUCAUGUUUAAUUGUUUUGUUGUUGUUUUUAACCUUCAAUCAUAUUUUGAAUAUGUCAAUCAAUCUCCUUUGCACUUAUGAUUAGUCACAAUCUUCAACCUUGCCCCCCCCCCCUACCCCAGCCUGAAGCGGAAAAACAAAUGACAAUCCUUCAAUUUCCGUCUCGGGGGCAUCAUCUUGAGUGGGGCACGAACAAUCGAGCUCAUCUGAGUGCUUGAGAAUAUUGCGACGCCCCCCUCCCCCACACUCACCCACCCCAUCCUCUUUCCACACAAUCGCACCAUGAAUUGUUUUUAAACUCAAUCUAAGGCUCUUGUCUCAGUGUCACCUGACUUCAUGUUUGACUUUAUGUAUGUGACUGAAUUAUAACCAGAAGAUGAUGAAAAGAGAAAAAAAAAAAGUCCCAUUUGUGCUUCUUGGAACUGCGCUGGAAAUGAGAAGAAGAAAAAGAAGAAAUAAAUAAAUAAAGACAGACACAAAUAAUACCAAACCCCCUUCCAAGGCACGCUGAAUAUUAUUUGUGCUUCUACUGGUCGCAUCGCUUCAUGUUUGGAUGGCUGGUUCGACAAGAUGUUGGUUUGUUUGAAGUAAAUUUUGUUUUGCUGGAGUCCAGCGCUGUACAGUCUCUGUAUGUUGUACUCAUUCUGUAGUCUCAGCGCCACUUCAGGAUCGACGAAACGAGAUCUCAUUUUAUUAUGUUUUUGUAAUCUGUAAUUUGUAUGCAAGAAAAAAAAAGAAAACACUAUUAUUGCAUUUAUUUGUAUAUUUUUAAUGGGAUCCUGUGUUGCAUUCAAUGGACAUGGAGGACCUUUGAUUCCAUUGCUUCACGUUUGCUUGAUACAAUUUCCCGAAACCUUUUCAAGACACUAUGGAAGAAAAAAAUCUCAAUAAAUGUAUGAAAACUUG